UUUUUUUUCGUUACAAGUGACCAACCUCUUUCAAUUUUGAGUUUGUUGAAGACUGUACGAAUUACAGUCGUUUUAGAAUAAAAAUUUUUGUGCCGUGUGUGUGUCAUUCAUUGUUCUUUGUUACCAAUGUUAAACGGACGAAGUUUAUAUAGUUCUGAUAUUCAGAACGAAAAAAUGAUCAAUGUUCGGCCAUUGUGCAAAGCAUUAGCUAUUAAAGUUUCGAAAGACUUGAAUGAAGUGCCAGCAAGAGUUCCGGAAGAUAUUGAAACAUUGAGAGAAUGGUUACUGACACAGAAACAUCUUCGGACUCCGCUGGAUGAUCAGUUCUUGAUUACUUUCUUGCGCGGAUGUAAAUACAGCAUACAAAAAGCCAAAGAAAAAAUAGAUUUGUUUUUCACUGUCCGAGAAGAAAUUCCAGAACUAUAUAGCAACAGAGAUCCACUGGACAAGCGAAUCGGAGCCAUGUUGAAGUUGGGGUGUACUGUUGUAGUUCCAAAUCCACCUGGUGACGGAGGUCCGCAAAUUCAAUUCAUCAGACCCGGACUGUAUGGCACAUCAGAAUUUACCGUUCACGAGUUAUUCAAAUUGAAUACAAUUAUGACAGACGUUAUGAUCUUGGAGGACGACAAUUUCAUAAUAAGCGGUGCUGUCGGAAUCAUGGAUUUUACAAACGUGACGAAGGAACAUUUCAACGAAUUGGACGCAAUAUGCUUGAAGAAAAUUGCCAAAUUAAAUCAGGAGGCACAGCCGAGCCAGUAUCUGGGAUUUCACUACAUUCACAUAUCGAGUCAAUUCGCUGAAAUAUUUAACAUGUUCAAGGGAUUUAUGAGCGAGGAGAACCGCAGACGAUUGUAUGUCCAUAGAAACAUCGAAACAUUGUACGACUACGUGCCCAGGCGACUGUUACCAACAGAAUAUGGUGGUGAAGCCGGUCCCAUUCAGAACAUGAUUGACAUUUUCGAAACGAAAGUAAUCUCUUGCCGUGAAAAGUUGAUUCGUUGGGAGGGUUAUGGCGUGGACGAAAGUUUAAGAGUGGACAAAUCUAGGAGUUUAAUCGAAAUUGAGAAACGAAAUAUUUAUAAUGUUUAAGAGAAUGAAAAGCUGGGCUAAGUUAUGAACAUUCGA
Messenger RNA from Bradysia coprophila, 1125 nucleotides. Its product is annotated as alpha-tocopherol transfer protein-like. NCBI's taxonomy places the organism in Eukaryota, Metazoa, Arthropoda, Insecta, Diptera, Sciaridae. Gene Ontology annotation, cellular component: membrane. The record is from RefSeq and is a predicted model, not a curated record. Gene Ontology annotation, molecular function: phosphatidylinositol bisphosphate binding.